AAAAAAACUUUUUCAGUUUCUAGUUUUAGUAUUGAUUCUCAGUCCUGAUAUAUUACAAUGUUUUCAUCUGUCAUCAAAAGGACACACACGGCGAAUAGAUGUCGUCCACAAGGAAAAAAGUAGCCAUAGCAAUAGCAGAAGUCAUGGUGUCAAAAAUGCUUGUAAACCACACCCCCACACUCACAGGAAGCCCUCUGUGUGCUAAAAACCAUAGUACAGCAGCGACACAGAGAGAGCAAGACAGAUAGAGAUAUAGAGGGAACGCGGUGAGAUUUCAAAACAGGAAAUAACAUUAGAUAACAAGAAAAAGACAGUAGAAAAUGAAGAGGCAGAACAAGAGAUAAUGUGAGAGAAAAGAGUGAGAAAGAGAGAGGUUGGGACAGAGAAAUUGAAUAGUAUCUAAGGGGGAGGAGGGAGGGGAUGGCAUGUGUGUUGGCUGAUGCUUUAUCCCUCUGCUUUUCGAUGCGACACAUUUUCAGGUGUGAAGACAAAGCACACGUGGAGGGACCUGGGUGCUCGCUGCCAACAUUUUGGGUGCUGAUACACGAGGCCAGACGUCGUGUCUGAGUGGAAAAGCACUAACGCGCCAACAACCCACAGACAGAUGAAUCACAGUGGAUGAAAUAAUGCGUUUCCGUUGGCAAGAUCAGAGGACUUAAACUGCUGAAUCCUAAGAUACCUGCUUUCACAUAUCCCAUUAUGCACUGGGCAAGAGAUUGGGGAUUGGGAUUGAAUGCUGUCUGAAAAAUCAACUGUUUAUCAGCGCUCGACACGCUUUAUCUUCACUAAAAGAAGAAUGGACUCCUCUUCGCCAUAAUGGACAGCAUGGAUGCUCAAACACAUCCGUCCCCAGAUUACAUGCAGCUUUCCUGAUGGUUGGUUCCUGAUGUUGGUUCACAAGGCAGCUUGUUUUAACAGUUAAUGGUAAACAGCCCUUGGCUUAAGAUGAACUUUGCCAACCACAGCUGUAAAAGCAGUGAAGAUGUCCGCACGUACCAGCACCAUGUGUAUGCAGUGGUGUACAGUGUGAUCUUAGCACCAGGCCUGCUGGGUAACGUGCUGGCGAUUUGGGUGUUCAGGGCUUAUAUCAGAGAAACCAAGAAGGCUGUGGUGUUCAUGAUGAAUCUGGCUGUGGCCGACCUGAUGCAGGUGCUCUCUCUGCCUCUGCGGAUCUACUAUUACCUGAACAACACCUGGCCCUUUGGUCAUCCUCUCUGCAUGAUCUGCUUCUAUCUUAAGUAUGUCAACAUGUACGCCUCCAUCUACUUCCUGGUGUGUGUCAGCGUGCGUCGCUGUGAGCUCAUCAUGUGCCCGCUGAAGUACAACUCAACCAGGCGAAGAAGAGACGUGUUUAUAUGUGCCCUAGGCUGGCUGUUAGUCGGCCUGGGCUGCCUGCCCUUCCCUCUGCUGAGGAACCCCAGCAGCGAACUAAACUCUGAUUCAAGUUCCCACACCUCAGAGGCCAGUGCCACCCUCACCGGACCUAACUUGGUGUGUUUCUCAGAGCUGCCCAUGAGGUCUGUCAGUAUUCCUGCAGCCUGGGCCCUCCUGAUCAUAGCGGAGCUGUUGGGCUUCAUCAUCCCCCUCAUCCUGGUAUUAGCCUGCACCUGUCUGACUGCCGCGAGCCUUCGGGAGCCGACAGAGGGGGCGAUUCAUGACCGAGGGGAGAAGCGGAGGGCGUUAAGGAUGGUGCUAAGCUGUGCUGUGGUCUUCCUAGUGUGCUUUGCUCCGUACCAUAUCACUAUGCCCCUGGACUUCCUGGUUAAAGCCAAUGCCUUAAGCAGCUGCGCCUUCAGGGACCUAAUUCUGAGAUGUCACCCUGUCACGCUCUGCCUGGCCAGCCUGAACUGCAGCCUGGACCCACUUAUGUACUAUUUCACAACUCGUGAAUUCUGGAGGCGACUGAGCAAGCCAGAAAUACCAGAUAGCAUGAUUUUUAGCAGGCGCCUGUCCUGUAUAACUGGAGGACAGGACUUAGAGGAUGACUAGACUAGUCUCGUCUCUCUUGUUGAAGGACCAACAGUUUAAAAUUUACCACUAAACCCUGAAAUGAAGUCUAUGCAUUCCUAAAAAAAUAGGGAAAUAUAAUUCAUGUGAAAAUAGGAUGUGAAAAUAUGGGACCAAGUUUCAAAAUGUGAAUUUGUUCUAUUUAUAUUUCAAUAAAAGGUGUGUCUUAAAAUUUG
This is a messenger RNA of Siniperca chuatsi (mandarin fish), 2183 nucleotides long. It is a transcript of the gene gpr174, whose product is annotated as G protein-coupled receptor 174. Lineage: Eukaryota; Metazoa; Chordata; Actinopteri; Centrarchiformes; Sinipercidae. The transcript is spliced from 4 exons. The coding region runs from base 922 to 1989 and encodes 355 amino acids. The record is from RefSeq and is a predicted model, not a curated record. Gene Ontology annotation, biological process: phospholipase C-activating G protein-coupled receptor signaling pathway; positive regulation of Rho protein signal transduction. Gene Ontology annotation, molecular function: G protein-coupled receptor activity. Gene Ontology annotation, cellular component: membrane.